GCGAUGAAUAACCGUCAGGUCAACUUGAAAACUGUGUGACGAUCUCGUUUAGUUUUCUGUCUGUAGCAUCACAAAUUAGAGCCAUGAGUACCACACGUGGUCUUAUUCUGUCAGUAUGUGCUGGGGUGUGUGCUGCCACCGCAUCACUAUGUGCCAAAUUGGCAAUGUCAGGAGAGGAGGUUGCAGAAUUCUGUAGUUAUCUUCAUCAGAUCUUACGGUCAGAUCUUAUACCACCAUGUUCUGUGAUUGCCAUUGCAAUGAGGAUUGGAGUGUUUUCUCUCAUUUUUAUCUUCAAUGGUCUCAUGUGGACCCUGUUUACAAAGUCCAUGCAGCUCUGUCCAUCAUCAUUACAUGCCACUAUGACAAACAGCUCAUCAAACCUCAUAUUCAGUGGCUUGAUGGGUCAGCUUCUCUUUGGCGAGACGCUCUCAUUGAAGUGGUGGUUCGGUGUCUCGCUCAUCAUCGUAGGAUUAUUCUUUAUCAACAGAGGGCAGCAGACCAGUGAUGACAGCACCUCUCAAGCCCAAUCUUUUCCGAAAGAGGAUAAAAAAGAUAGAUAACGCUGGAAUAUUCAUAAGGAAGCAUGGAAAUGAGAUAUUUUCUCUCUCCACCUUUUCUCCAGGAAGAAACAACAUAUGUGACACUUUACCCAAUAAUAUUUUUGUUGGGGUGUAAUAGAAAGUGCAGUGACCUGAGGCAGUUGUGAAUCGAUCUAAAUGAUCACCUCUGUACAAUUACUCUGGGCUUGAUUCUGAACCACAUACUUUGAAUAGUGACAUUAAGGUCUGCCCUCAGAGUCAAAUUUUUAUCUAUGUGGACGAGUGUUCCCUACUUCAAGGCAAGACCGACUAAUCUGUGAUGUAGCGCACCGUUUUGGCAGGCCUGGUUUUGGAGUGUCUAUAUGUACUCCUGUUGCCUGAACCAAACUAUCAGCAGUAGUAUCCUUGGGGAAGAGAGAUUCUCAAGUUUACUUUAAAGGUAAAACAACGUUUUGGUAUGGGGGUCAUGAAUAUGGUUCAAAUGAACAUAUUGGAAGCAUAUGCGAUCCUACAAUAUUCAGCGAUUGCUGUCGCGGUUGAAAUUGAGUCAGAAGUUAUGAAAUUG
This is a messenger RNA of Strongylocentrotus purpuratus (purple sea urchin), 1104 nucleotides long. RefSeq names its product transmembrane protein 42-like. Gene Ontology annotation, cellular component: membrane. The coding region runs from base 84 to 560 and encodes 158 amino acids. The transcript is spliced from 4 exons. The record is from RefSeq and is a predicted model, not a curated record. NCBI's taxonomy places the organism in Eukaryota, Metazoa, Echinodermata, Echinoidea, Camarodonta, Strongylocentrotidae.